Messenger RNA from Linum trigynum, 2388 nucleotides. The record is from the annotation of a GenBank genome assembly. NCBI's taxonomy places the organism in Eukaryota, Viridiplantae, Streptophyta, Magnoliopsida, Malpighiales, Linaceae.
GAAUUUUUUAAUGAAUUAUAGUCUGACGAUGCAAUGACAUGGCGUGUUUACUAACGGUCAAUGGUGUUGACCAUCCAAAUUGACAGUCAAACUAGGUGUCGGGCCAAUUAAGUUUAUAUGUUACUGUUACAUAGUUGAGGCCAGGAUGUUAAUUUCAGAAACCACGAGCCAAAGUUGAUUAUAUGGUCAUAGUUCAGGCCAAAAUAAGGUAUUAACCCAUUUUUAAAUGGGUAAAACGGAUAUUUGCAGGUAACUCGCGGGUACCCUGGGAAUGUACAAUCCCAAGUCUCAUCCGUUAAUAAUUUUACUGGUAAUAUGGAUACCCGUAACCCUCAAAUAACGGAACGGAUACAGAUAUACCCAAAUACUAGUUUCUCGUUGCCCACCCCUGCCUUUCGCGAUCCAGCAGUAAGGCUCAUGAAUCAUGACAACACCUUUGUAGACUUUGGUUAAUCAACCCAGGAAUCAUGACAACACCUUUGUGUGGCUCACAAACUGUGGUUGAAAACUAAAAACUCCAAGUCCCUAUCACCUUCAGACUUUAGGAGUUCAGGUGCACCCCCCCCAAAAAAAAAGGCUUCAGCCACAAAUUGGAAGUAUCCGGAAUUCAUUAACCGAAAAAAUCCCAUAUAAUGGUCAUAGCCACCUCUUCCUUUCAUUUUCACUUGCAUAGUUGCAUUGCAUCCCUGCUUCCCCUCUCCCCAAACUUCACUGCAGUUCAUCUUGGUUCAGAAUGGAGGAAGCCAGCAUCGAUUUGCAGCAGGGAAAACUAGUCGUCGGAGCUUUCGUUGCCAUCGUUGCAGUGUCGAUCAUGGCGUUCUGGUUGAUGAUGAAAGGCAACAAAGAACGACCAGCCCCAUUGCCUCCCGGCCCACGCGGAUUGCCAGUAGUCGGGUACUUGCCAUUUCUAGGCACCCAUCUCCACAAGAGCUUCACACAGCUUGCCCGAGUUUACGGCCCAAUCUACAAGCUUUGGCUCGGACACAGAAUCUACGUCGUGAUUAGCUCACCUUCGCUGGUCAAGCAAGUCCGUGAACACGACGUAACAUUCGCAGAUCGAGAUCCCUCUAUUGCUUCCAAAAUCCUUACUUUCGGCGGAAAUGACAUUGCUUUCGCCUCCUAUAGCGCCGACUGGAGAAAGCUGCGGAAGAUUUUCGUGCGAGAGCUAAUGAGCAGCGCCCGGCUCAAUGCUUCCAACGUGCUGAGAAAGCGGUAUGCCGAGAAGGCUAUUAAAGAUGUGUACCAGAAGACAGGUAAGGCUUUGGACUUUGGCCAGUUGACGUUUAUGAUCAUAUCGAACACUGUUCUUAGCAUGCUAUGCGGUAGCACGACACAUGGAGAGGAAGGGGAGAAGUUGUUCUCGCAGAUCCGGGAAGUAGUAGGUGAAUUGAUGGUGCUACAUGGGGCGCCCAACAUCUCCGACAUGAUUCCAGCACUCGCCCGGUUUGACCUGCAGGGGGUGGAGAGGAAAAGCAGAGAGACAUUUCGGAGGUGUGAUCGAAUUGUGAGCUCCAAAAUCGAGGAGCGGCAGAAACUAAGGGAAAGUGGCGACGACAACAGCGUUAGCAUAGAGGCGAAAGACCUUUUGCAAAUUCUACUAGACCUCAACAACCAUGGAGAUUGUGCUGCUGAUUCAUCUAUUACAGACAACCAACUCAAAGGCAUUCUCAUGGAUUCUAUCAUCGGCGGAACGGACACAACAUCGACCACGAUAGAGUGGACGAUGGCAGAGCUGAUGCAACAUCCAGAGGCAAUGCAAAAAGUAUACAAAGAGCUUGACGAAGUAGUAGAAAGAGGCAAUGUCGUGGAGGAGUUCCAUCUCCCCAGAUUACACUACCUAGAAGCAGCUAUCAAAGAGACAUUCCGACUGCAUCCAGCCCUGCCUCUACUGGUGCCACGAUGCCCUACCGAGGACUGCCAAAUAGGUGGAUACACCAUUCCUAAGGGAGCCACCGUGUUCAUCAAUGCUUAUGCAAUGCACAGGGAUCCACAGCUCUGGGACAGUCCUCUGGAGUUCAGACCAGAGAGAUUCCUAAACGAGAACGCAGCCAAGUUCGAUUACUUGGGGAACAGUUCUCAGUAUUUCCCAUUUGGGAUGGGAAGAAGGGUCUGCGCAGGAAUUCCCAUGGCCGAGAAGAUGCUCAAUUACAUUCUAGCAUCACUGCUCCACUCAUUCGAAUGGAAGCUAGCUCAUGGGUCGACAGAGGUGGAUUUGACUGAUAAAUUUGGAAUCGUGGUCAAGUUAGAGAAGCCGUUAGUUCUCAUCCCUACACCAAGGCUAGCCAAUCCUGAGCUAUACUACAGCUAGAACCCUAAUGAAAAACAAUUUCUGAUGUUCUGUGCUUCCUGUUGUAGUAUCAUUACUGCGUAUAAAAAAUCCAAGCUAUG